AUGGUGUCUAGUGACCCAGAAAUCAAUCUGCUGAGCAUCGCUUGUAGCCAAUAUAAAGUUGGCAGCUUUCCCUUGUUUGCUGCAAACAUCAAUUCAAGCUUCUCUCAGCUCAGAGAUCAGCUCAAGAAUGGGGAGAACAAGUAUUUCGCAACAGUCCAGCAGCCUGCUGGGGAAGAGCCAGUCUACGCCAUUGUUCAGUGCAUGAAAUACUUAUCCACAGCUGAUUGUCUCGCCUGCUUCAAUGAUGCUUUUACCAGAAUCCUCAAUUGCUCUGCUGCCAGUGGCGCCCAUGUCAUACUUGAUGGUUGCUUCCUAAGCUGA
Messenger RNA from Linum tenue, 321 nucleotides. The record is from the annotation of a GenBank genome assembly. Lineage: Eukaryota; Viridiplantae; Streptophyta; Magnoliopsida; Malpighiales; Linaceae.